GCAAUGUAGUCAUUACACAGGCUGUGUCUUGAGGACCCCAUUGAUCAGUCGCGAGGGACCUCACUGAGGCGUAAGCUGUGAAAGCCACAACACGAAAAGUCUGGUAGGCGUCGGUGUUUCGGAAUUUUACGCAGCGGCAGAUGGGCAUUUUUUUUUCACAUUGGGGACAAACCUUAAUGACUAAAUUGACCCAAGAAUGCAGCCUGUAGCGUUGCACUCUUAUAUAGACUAUCCAACACAUCUGGCAAAGGAUUUUUUUUUGAUGACAACAAUUUCCACGUAAAACAUUUUGUGCCCCAGACUAGAGCAUACUUCGCAGGGAAUGGCUGGGUCAUCGAACGAAUCAAACAUUACGCGUAACUUCACGAAUCAGUUUGUUCAGCCUCCAUGGCGAGUUACGCUUUGGUCAGUAGCAUACAGUUCAGUGGUGGCAGUUGCUGUGUUUGGAAAUCUAAUUGUUAUUUGGAUCAUUUUGGCUCAUAAGCGAAUGCGAACGGUUACAAAUUACUUCUUGCUUAAUUUGGCAUUCUCUGAUGCUUCGAUGGCUGCCUUCAACACACUUAUUAAUUUCAUUUACGCCGUUCACGGCGAAUGGUACUUUGGAGAGGCGUAUUGCAAGUUCCACAACUUCUUCCCCGUCGCCGCUGUGUUCGCAAGCAUCUAUUCCAUGUCUGCUAUAGCUGUUGACAGGUAUAUGGCUAUCAUACAUCCUCUGAAGCCCCGUUUGUCAGCCACUGCUACUAAAGUUGUGAUAGUGUGCAUUUGGGCGUUGGCAGUUGUGUUGGCCUUCCCCCUCUGCUACUACUCUACCACCUGGAAGAGACCCCAGAGAACAGUAUGUUAUGUGGCGUGGCCCAGACACUCCGAUGAUCCUUUCAUGUAUCAUAUCAUUGUGGCUGUGUUGGUUUACAUGCUCCCCCUGGUGGUAAUGGGUAUCACCUACACCAUUGUGGGGAUGACACUGUGGGGUGCAGAAAUACCUGGAGACUCAUCAGAUAACUAUCAUGACCAGCUCUGUGCCAAGAGAAAGGUGGUGAAGAUGAUGAUUGUGGUGGUGGUGACUUUCGCCAUCUGUUGGCUGCCGUACCAUGUGUAUUUCAUCGUGACUGUGCGGAAUAAAAGGCUGCUCCGCUUGAAGUCCAUUCAGCAGGUUUAUCUGUUUGUGCUUUGGCUGGCCAUGAGCUCCACAAUGUACAACCCCAUCAUCUACUGCUGCCUCAAUGGAAGGUUUCGGGCGGGGUUCAAGCAAGCACUCCGCUGGUGCCCGUUGGUGCAUGUGUCAAGUGCAGAUGAGCUGGAAUUGCGUGCUAUUCGCCUGGAGCCACGCAACCAAAGCAGCAUGUGCACGCUGUCCCGUGUCGAGACCAGCCUCCAUGGCGAUGACCGGAGCCGCAACCGUGACAAGCCUGGAAACCCGCUUGGUCAAGCAGGCGUCGCCAACGGCAGCACUAAAGAGGGCGAGUCACCGGCCGUCUCUGAUCUGCAGGGGCCACAGGAGCACGUGACAGCAGGCCACCUCCGCUGACGAGACCCAAAUACCCACGGUCUUUCAUGAAGACCCACUCCAGCAAACAUCAAUGAUUUAACCUUUUCCAUAUGCUCAAUAGGUGUUUAUUUACGUGUUAAGAUACAUAUCACAAGUAAAAUGAACAGUAGGUGAUUUGUAGAACGUGAAGACUAUAGGCCUAUACAGUAAUUAUGAUGUGUCAACUUGUAGACGACCUUGGAUGAAUUAUUCCAAUAUUACUGUGCGUUCAGACCAAGAGCGACCAAAGCUGCAAAAUUGCCGGAAGUAAUUGACUUUGAAUGGGAACGAGCGACUACAGUGACCAAAAUGACCCCAGCGACCAGCAUAAAAAUUUGGGCGAUCAGAGCGACCAAAAAAAAAUAAAAACAGUUUAACUUUAUGCAAAUUAGAUAUGAUUCGCUUUGGCUGCAAAACGCUGACAACCAAUCAGAAUGCAGGCGUGCUUCGCUUGUGUGGAUGUCAUAAACGAAAUCGAACGUUCAAAUCUCUCACAUCAUGAGCGACUUGUGCGAAAAAAAUAAAAAUAAUUAACGCUGCAUUUUCCAGCGUCAAAAGCGACUUUGCAGCUUUGGUCGCUCUUGGUCUGAACUCACAGUAAGAAUUACGUUUUGUAAAUCAAAGAGGGGGUAUAGAUGCAUACAAGUUGUUUAAAUGGUGUCAAGGGAUUUUUCAUUGUAGAAAAAAUAACAUUUGAAUGAAUAUUCAAAGUAUGAAUACUGUAUGUACCUGGGCCUGUCAGUCCUAAAGACAGAAAGAAAGAAUGGUGUUGUGAUUCAGUGUUUCUUUGCGUCAUUUUAUCUGAAUGUAUAAUGCUGCUUUUGAUGUAGAAGGACCAAUAUGUGUAUUGUGCCUUUUUGUGAAUAUGAAUUUGUCUGAAUGAAACAUGUGAAUGAACAGCAAAACAGGCAAAUGAUUGUCUGAGGUUUUGUUGUGGCAUUUUACAAAGCCGUUAAAGAAGUGUUUACUUGCAAUACUUUGCUAUUAAAUGCUGACUGAAUAUAGGCCAGCUGUACCUUAUAAAAUGUGAAUGUCGUUAAUACUGUGUGUGGUAUUUAAAGGCUUCUAAGUCACAGUCUUAUGUGAUGUUGAGGUUUUUCUUGAUAAAAAAAAACAGUUCUACGCUUUCUAUAUGUUCAGUACGUGCAGUUUCAUUGAUGGCAUUUGAGUUAAAAUUGUAAUUGGAGUAAUUCUGAUG
Sardina pilchardus (European sardine) is the source of this 2723-nucleotide messenger RNA. RefSeq names its product tachykinin receptor 3-like (gene tacr3l). The transcript is spliced from 5 exons. The record is from RefSeq and is a predicted model, not a curated record. The coding region runs from base 323 to 1525 and encodes 400 amino acids. Lineage: Eukaryota; Metazoa; Chordata; Actinopteri; Clupeiformes; Clupeidae. Gene Ontology annotation, molecular function: tachykinin receptor activity. Gene Ontology annotation, cellular component: sperm midpiece; plasma membrane. Gene Ontology annotation, biological process: positive regulation of flagellated sperm motility; G protein-coupled receptor signaling pathway.